Messenger RNA from Loxodonta africana (African savanna elephant), 1598 nucleotides. Its product is annotated as olfactory receptor 10P22. Gene Ontology annotation, cellular component: membrane. The transcript has a single exon. Bases 42 to 980 code for a protein of 312 amino acids. Gene Ontology annotation, molecular function: G protein-coupled receptor activity; olfactory receptor activity. Lineage: Eukaryota; Metazoa; Chordata; Mammalia; Proboscidea; Elephantidae. Gene Ontology annotation, biological process: G protein-coupled receptor signaling pathway. The record is from RefSeq and is a predicted model, not a curated record.
AGCCCUCCCUUGUCCCCCUCCUCCAGUCUGGCCUUGGGAGCAUGGGGUGUGGUAAUGGCACAGUAGUGACUGAGUUUGUUUUGCUGGGGUUCUCAAGUUUUGAAUCCCUCCAGGUGCCCCUGUUUUAUGGGGUGCUCUGCAUCUAUCUGGUGACCUUGCUGGGCAAUGUCCUGAUCAUCCUCCUCACACUGGCAGACCCUGCCUUGCACUUGCCCAUGUAUUUCUUCCUUCGCCACUUCUCCAUGGUGGAGAUCCUCUACACAACAACCACCGUGCCUCGGAUGCUGGUCGACCUCCUUUCCUCCUGCCCUACCAUCCCACCUGCCAGUUGCUUCACCCAGCUGUAUUUCUUUGCCCUCUUUGGCAUUGCUGAAUGCUGCUUGCUCACAGUCAUGGCCUAUGACCGCUAUGCUGCCAUCUGCCGGCCCCUGCAUUACACCACCCUGAUGAACCGGGGAGCCUGUGUGAGUAUGGUGGGGGCCUCCUACCUCAUGGGUAUCAUCACUGGCACUGCUCACUCCAUCUGCAUCUUCACCCUGCCCUUCCAUGGCACAAACACCGUCCACCACUUCCUGUGUGACAUCCUGCCUGUGCUGAGACUGGCGAGUGCAAGCACCUUCUGGGGUGAAGUGGGGAAUCUUGCUGUCACAAUAGCUUUUAUCGUGACCCCUUUCUUACUGAUCAUGGCCUCCUAUGCCUGUAUCCUUACCACCAUCUUUGGGGUCGCGACAUCCCAAGGACGUCAAAAGAUCUUCUCUACCUGUUCCUCCCACCUGUUUGUGGUCUUGCUUUUCUUUGGGACUGGGACUGUUGCCUAUAUGAGGCCCUGGGCUGAUGCCUCUCAGGACACGGAUCAGAUCCUUGGCUUCUUCUACACAGUGGUCACCCCCAUGUUCAACCCUUUUGUCUACACUCUGAGGAACAAAGAGGUGACUGGGGCCAUGAGGCGGCUGGUGAAGAGACACCUUUGGGGUCCAUGAUUCCCCUGAGUUCUGGAGUUAAGGGCCUGAUCCUUGGACAUGUUCGAGGAGGAGGAAAAUGCUGGCAAUUUGCAGUACCCAAAGCUCUGGCCUGCUCUGUGUUGUCUGAGUGUGGGGUCCCCUGUACUGCUCAGCUAAAGGGCCAAAAGCACCAACCUGCUGCUCAGAGCUCUUCCUCUGGAGCCUGUUCUAAUGGCCUUGACUUGACUUGUUCGUAGGGGCAGAGCUGGGGAAGGAUGCACCUGAAGGGUGAUUGAGGAGGGAAUGUGGAUGUGAUGAUCUUGUGUGAUGAGUAAGCAAUUCCUGGUUUUUCCUGAGGCUCAGGGCACCCUCCUGGAGCUCUGAUUCCGGGAGACAUUGCUCUACCUCCUUCUGCCAGAGUCUGCUCUACAAGCCUUUGUCUCUCAGCUGUGUUGGGUGCAACAGGAGCUUCUUUACUCCAGGAGCAAAGUCUGGGCACUGGGCGGCAGGCAAGGAACAGGAGCAGGGAGUAGUUGGUCUGGCUUUGGCAGUACAAACACUGAGUCUAGGUUGGUGCUGCUUUGGAUCUGGAGGCACCUGUCCAGUUGCUCUGUUCCUGACUUACAACUUGCCUCCUGGGAUCACUGAGGUGUUGGU